This is a messenger RNA of Rhodamnia argentea, 576 nucleotides long. RefSeq lists its product as uncharacterized. The transcript is spliced from 2 exons. Lineage: Eukaryota; Viridiplantae; Streptophyta; Magnoliopsida; Myrtales; Myrtaceae. The coding region runs from base 163 to 339 and encodes 58 amino acids. The record is from RefSeq and is a predicted model, not a curated record.
CGAUAUAAACUCGACUCAGUCGUCCAUCGUCCCCAGCUCGCAAACACCAGCAAGUCCAAACCAAAGCCUUUCUUGGCAUCGGCAUCUUCCGUCGCUCUCCUGACCAACUUUCUCGAGUUCCAGUUUCGAUCGAUUGCUUUCGAACCUGACGAAUUCGGCCAAAUGGGCAUCAUAAGGAGCAGCUUCUCGUUCCUCUUGGGGACUGCGGCCGGCGUUUACGCCGCCCAGAACUACAACGUCCCGAACAUCAAGAACCUGGCCAGAACCUACUUCGUCAGGGCCAAGCAAGUCGAAGAGACGUAUCGCAAGCCCAGCAACAAGAGGGAGGACGAGGAUUGAGUUCGCGAAAUCGACCCCCCACUUUCUUUCCUGCAGUUUCGUCGAGGUUCCAACAUCUGCAAUGAAAUGAACACGCUGGCAAUAGCUAUGAUGAAUCUACUCUUUUUUGGCUAAAGAUGGAAGGAGUUGCCUAGUACACAUUCAUUAUACCAAUUGCAGGAUCAAUGAGGUUAGCUCAAUUGGAGGAAGGAUAUGGCCAUAGUCUCCCUCACAGCCUUUCGCUGUGGACGUAUGCUC